UAUAUCCUGGGCCUCGCUGCCGUUCGUUGUUCCCGGGAACGGAAGGAGCUGAGUGUUCGAAUGUUAGGUUGGAAGACGCGGUGGGGAACGUCGCUCUGAAGAUGUCUACCUGUGCCUUCCAACUCAAGAACGGGAACUAUGUAGAAACGUAGGGUGAAGAAGAUUUUGGAGCUGUGUUUGAGUACCCUGAACACCGCUCUCUAGUGCACCCAGCUAUGGUCUCCCAGCAUCUCUCUGAGCCUGAAGAACCACACAAACUUCCAUCCUCUAAUGAGACCGAACUCGAUGGAGACAAUGACUCCGGUAUAGAAGAUGAACUCAGACAGGAAGGAAAAGACUCUACCAUCUUUUUGGCUUUCAAAGGAAAUAUCGGAGACGAAGACUUUAAGGAGAAGCUAACGAAGAUCCUGCAUAACGUGCCCAACCUAAUUAGCAUGGAGUCCAGCCAUCUGAAGGUUCAGAAGGUGGAGCCGUGGAACAGCGUCCGGGUCACGUUCAACAUCCCGAGAGAAGCGGCCGAGCGACUGCGGCUCCUCGCUCAGAGUAACAACCAGCAGCUGCGGGAUCUAGGAAUUCUGUCUGUCCAGAUAGAAGGGGAAGGAGCUAUUAACCUGGCACUAUCUCAAAAUAGAGGUCAAGAAGUGCGGAUGAAUGGGCCCUUGGGAGCCAACAACACAAUGAGAAUGGAUGCUGGGUUUGCUAUGCAAAGUGGGACAGGCCUGAUCAGGAUGAACAAUCCGGCAGCACCUAUGAUGUCCCAGGGUCCUCAUGUAUCUUCUGCUAUGAUGGCUGCCAGCGGCAGUUCCGAAAUGCAGCCACGGACCCCUAGACCUUCCCAACAAGACGCCAUGGAUCCCCUAACAUCCGGCAUGACGGUUCAGCAGCAGGGUCAUCCAUCUGGCUCAAUGGCACCCCAACUGCAUCCCAUGCAGACAGCUGUAGCUAACAGACCCAUUAAUCCUGCCAAUUUCCAACAGUUUCAGCAACAAGCUCGGCUACCCCAACAUCAACAGAUUGCCCAGGGGCUGCGCCCCUCUUUUGCCACUCCUGCACAAGUCCCAGUUCCCCCAGGUUGGAACCAGUUAGCUUCUGGAGCGCUGCAGCCUCCUCCCGCUCAGGGAGCUAUGGGAGCGGUGACCCUCAACCAAGGCUGGAAAAAGUCUCCCUUGAGUGGAGGUCCCAUGCAGCAGCAACAGCAGUUCCAGCAGAGACCUUCCCUGUCUACGGUGCAGACCCCCUCACAUCCUCCUCCCCCCUAUCCAUUUGGCAGCCAGCAGGCGUCUCAGGCGCACGCUAACUUCUCAUCCAUUUCCAACCCAAAUCAGUUUAACGCGACCCCGAUGAAGCCUCUGCAGGGUAAUCCAGCCAGGGCUCCAACUCCUCUGCAGCAGCCUCACCUCACCAGCAAGUCCCCGGCCUCCUCACCUUCGUCUUUUCAACAAAGCUCCCCGGCGUCCUCCCCCACAGUGAACCAAACGCAGCAGCAGCAGCAAGCGAUGGGACCACGCGGUGCUCCGGGCAGCGGGAUGCAGCAGAGCUUCCAGCAGCAGCCAGUGAGCUCCCCCGGCCGCGGCGGGAUGAUGCCCCAGGGGACUUCGCCUGGAAACUUUAUGAUGCAGAAUCAGGGUCCACAGGGAAUGCAUUCAGGAGUCCCCAAAAGGCUUCCCCCAGGUUUCCCGUCAGCACAGGGAAACGUAAACUUUGUUGCGGGCCAAACCCCUCCAAGCAUGGCAGGAUCGCCAGUCAAUGGCACGGCAUUGCAGCAGCAAGGGAACGGUACUGGACAGGGAACAGGUGGUCAGGCAAACGGAUCAUCCCACAAUCAGAUGCAAGGUACAAAUGGGGGUCCUAAUCUUAUGCAGACCAACAUGAUGGCUCUUCAUAACAACCUGAAUAACCAGCAGACGAGUGGUAGUGGGGUGAGCCAGGUCAAUGUUUCUGGCCUUCACGCACAGGGCCAGCAAGGACCACAAUCCCAGUUAAUGGGUAUGCAUCAGCAAAUCAUUUCCUCCCAAGGUCAAAUGGUUAGCCUUCAGGGGCAGGCCCCUCUGAACACACAGGGUCAGCUGGUACUUUCUCGGACACCUCUCAUGACCCAAGGACAAAUGAUGGGAACAUCUCAAAACCAGAACAUCGGCCAAGCGCCUCAGAGAGUGACGCCACCCAAACCAAUGAUUCCUUCUCACAACCAGCUGAUGACAUCCCAAGGUCAAGCCUUAAUGCAGCAGAACCCUGCGGUGGAGCAGAUUAUACAGGGUAAACAGGGUUUCAACACCCAGAACCAAGCAGGUGUCAUGUCAGGGCCUAGUUCGAUAAUAAGGGGACAAGCGCCAAACAUGACCAACAAUAUGGUUCAGUUCUCAGGACAAGCAGUUUCUCAGCAGGGCUCGGUAAGCACUAAUCCACCACAAGGGAUGAAUAUGCAGGGUCAGGUUCUCAGGCAGACAGUUCCUGGACAACAUCUACAGCAACCACUUGGAGAGACGGCCAAUCAAGCUGGUGGGGACUUAACCUCCAUGAUGCCAGACCUCUCCAUGCAGCAGACCGGCAACAUGGCAGCCCAGCACAUGCAAAAUAUGCCGGGCAACAGUGGACUCGGGCAACACUUUGCGGGUCACGGUCUACCUUUCAGCUCUCCGUUUUCUCAAGGUGGCAAUGGGAGCCAGAUGGCCUGCGGACAAAAUCCAAGUUUUCCGGUCAAUAAAGAUGUCACGCUGACCAGCCCCUUGCUGGUCAACCUCCUGCAGAGUGAUAUCUCGGCCGGACACUUUGGUGUGAACAGCAAGCAGAACAACGCCAAUGCGGCUAAACCCAAGAAGAAGAAGCCUCCGCGGAAGAAAAAGAAUCCGCAAGGGGAAGAACAGAUGAGCUCCACCGAGGCGCGCAUGGAUGACUCUGACCAAACUUUAAUAGCAGGAGAUCAAGGAGGUUCCCUAGAUGGUGGCCAGAAACUUUCUGAAUUUGCAAACAGGCCACCAGGUUAUCCAGCUCAGUCGCUCGAGCAAAGGCAGCUACAGCAGAUUCCUCCCCAGCUAAUGCAGCUGGGACAGCAGCAGGGCCAGGGUGGCCAGGCUCAGCAGCCAACACCUCCUCAACAGAUGAUGAUGAUGCUCAUGAUGCAGCAAGAGCAGAAACCAGUGAGGCUUCCCGGACAGCAAGGGGUGUUCAACCCUAGACCGGCAAUGAACUCUGAUGCACAGAGGAUGCCCAUGCAGCAAGGUGCUAAUAUGCCCGUGAUGGUGAGUUUGCAGGGUUCUGGCCCUGUACCACCUUCACCGGACAAGCAAAGAAUGCCUAUGGCAGCCAAUGUGUCUUUGGCAAGCAGUGGAAGAAAGAUGAGCUUCCCGGAGAGUGGCCAGAAUCAGUCUGGAUCACCCCUUGGUGAGGGUUCGUCUGCAGCAUCUCUUCCGGAUGUUCCAGAACAUCCUGCAACUCCUGGACCGCAAAGCAACAUGGCCCCUCAUUUACUUCUUUCCCAGAACCAGCUUAUGAUGGCAGGAUCCAAGCCAGGAGCCUCUUCGUCAAUGUCGAUGGUACAAGGUGCAAGUCCCCAGCAACAGCAGCACUCUAACGCCAUGCCUGGAUCUCAUGGCCACCAUUUCCAAAGUGUGCAGACUCCAUCACAGACAUCACGGCCCAAGACACCAAACCGGGCGAGUCCUAGACCAUACUAUCCACAAACACCCAACAAUCGUCCUCCUAGUACAGAGCCUUCUGAGAUUAGUUUGUCUCCAGAAAGACUCAAUGCCUCUAUUGCCGGCCUCUUCCCUCCUCAGAUUAAUAUUCCAUUGCCCCCCAGGCCAACGUUAAACAGGGGGUUUGAUCAACAAGGUUUGAACCCAACAACAUUAAAAGCCAUCGGACAAGCUCCUCCAGGGUUGACUGUAAACAACCAGUCUAGUUUUGGUCAACACAUAAACAAGGUGGAUAAUGGGGGAACUAAACAGUCCAAUUCUGGGGGAAGCAAAAGGGCAAGCCCAAGCAACAGCAGACGUUCGAGCCCGGCUUCCAGUCGCAAAACCACACCAAGCCCCGGCAGGCAGAACUCUAAGGCAGCCAAGAUGGUGCUCGGAGUACAACAGAACCCUGGACUGUUGCACAGCAUGGAGAUGCAAAGAAAUGCGCUAGCUGGGCAGACUUCAGUUCAGAAUCCAACCCUUGGAUCUACAAUUGGGCAGUACCCACCAGUCUGUAUGCCAACUACAAGCAACCCUGCAGACGAUACCAGAGAGAGUCCGUCAGUAACGCAAGAGAGUUCCACUCAGGCAAUGCAGAUGGGUGGAAAGGAACAAGGCUCUCUGGACAUCAACACUGUCCACCAAGAGAAGAAGCUGCCGUCCCCUGAGGAAUCGGCCAGAAAAGAUUCCCAGUCCAUGGAUGCAAGUAAAGCUUACGCUGCAGAAGACAACAAAACUGGUAUCUCCCCAGCCAUGAGAGAUGCUCCAACAUCAUUGAGUCAAUUACUUGACCAUUCAAAUGUCUCCCAGUCUCACCAUUCAGGUGCCUCACAAUCUCAACAUUCAAAUGGCCCCAGUCUCACCAGUAAACCCACCGGUCAAUUAAAUGAACGCUCCCCUCACCAGAUGUCCACAGAAGACUCGAAAGUAGCAGAUCUCCCUGCACUGUCAAGUGAUGUGUUUGGUACGGAAGUCACAGGUGGCCCUAACCCUGCCCCAAAUACAGAGCCAUGCACAACACAAGCAAGGCCAGAUGCACUGGAUGUCAAUUCUAAUGUCUCAAUGAACCUUCCUGCUUCCCAGCUUAAGAGAACUGGUGGCCCGACCUCACUUUCCAGUUCUAUGCCUCCAAACCAGAUAACUGUCUUUGUGACAUCGAAUCCUAUCACUCCCUCUGCCAGCGUGUCUGCCCCCAUGACCUCUCACCUUCAACAAUCCUUGGUGCCCACAGUAGUGAAUAUGCCCAAUAUGGGUAAUAAGGCCAUGGUAUCCGAGGCUCAGCAAAGUGCUACAUCUAGUGCACGACCUCAGUUUAUCACUCCGGUGUUCUUCAAUUCCUCCUCUAUCAUCCAAGUCAUGAAAGGAUCUCAAGGCAACAUGCCACAGCCUGCCGUGGCUCAGAAUACUAACAUGAUGUCUCAGUCCGUCACAGUUGUGGGACCCUUGCAUAUAUCACAGAAUAUUCAGUUCCCUCCUGGUCAACCUUCCUCUGCCUCACCUUCCAAUGUUACCUCCAGCACAUCUACCACUCGACCAGUUCAUUCUAACCAGAUGCAGACCACUUCCCAACUCGCAUCGUCCCCAUCACUUCUUCCCACGUUUCCUGCACACACGCAGGUUAAGGAAAGCGGCUUGGAAGACGCCAACGCUCAGUCAAGCGCACCUCCUGACCUGUGCUCUCCUAAAUCUUUACAACCCACACCACCCUCAGUUCCUGACAGCAGCCAAUGUCCCUCUGCUAGUGGCAAGAGAAGCUCAUCCGCGCCGUCCAGUGAUCAGUGCACGUUAGACAAGUUCAGUCAGCUCCUGCUCGUCAAGACCGGUUACAAAGAUGGAUCCGCAGAAGAUAAACUCCCUACGGAUCUUGGAAGCCCACACACCGUUGGCACAGAAGCCGGGAACCCUGUCGUGCCACCCUCACUAGCCAGUCAGCCCAUUUCAGAGAUCAGCCACACUCCCGUGCUCUCUUUGGAUCCAACAUGCCCUGCAAAUAGUCCUCCAGCAGACAUCAUGGCUUCCCCAUCCGACAUUCAUCCUGCAUUAGAGGGGGAAAACGGGAGCCGGAACGUCGCCUUUACAGAGCAGGCUGGCAUCUGCACGGAAGACAACCCAACAGAACAACAUCCAGAAAAAGCUUCCCAGUGCGCCAGUCAGGAAGAAGCGGCUGUACGUGACAAGGAGAGCGUUCCAGAAAAAGCAGAGGCAGACCCACCAGAGACCACUGAAAGUGAGCCAGCGGAAAGGUCCAGGCCCCCGAGUCGCAGGAAUUCCAAAGUCGACGAGUCUCCGGCCCCCCAGGAAACAGUAGAAGGUGGUCAGCGGAAGCGCUCUGCCCGUCCCAGCUCAGCCUCCGGCUCCACCAAAGAAUCCGGAGCCAGCCCCCCUCAACCCAAACGGAGGAAAUCCAAGUAGAUUUUUGCCCCCCCAUUCUCUUUUUCAUACCCUCUGACCUCUGUAUAUGUGCGUGCGCUGCGAUAGAUCUCUAUUUUUUUAUCUAUGGGAGCUUAAAAUUAUUGUACAGUUUUUUGUUUUUGUUUCUGUGAAGGUAAUUUUAAUUAUUAUAAAUUUAGAUAUUUUUAAAUAUUGUUAUUGAUCCAGUGCUUAACCCCUUCGUGAAGUUAACCAUUACUUGGUCGGUGCA
Molecule: messenger RNA, 6318 nt
Organism: Spea bombifrons (plains spadefoot toad)
Lineage: Eukaryota; Metazoa; Chordata; Amphibia; Anura; Pelobatidae
Gene: NCOA6
Product: nuclear receptor coactivator 6
Exons: 15
Coding region: 216-6089 (1957 amino acids)
Biological process (GO): positive regulation of transcription by RNA polymerase II
Cellular component (GO): nucleus; transcription regulator complex; histone methyltransferase complex
Source: RefSeq, a predicted model, not a curated record